Capsicum annuum is the source of this 4869-nucleotide messenger RNA. RefSeq names its product mediator of RNA polymerase II transcription subunit 18. The transcript is spliced from 13 exons. Gene Ontology annotation, biological process: regulation of transcription by RNA polymerase II; termination of RNA polymerase II transcription. The coding region runs from base 871 to 1452 and encodes 193 amino acids. The record is from RefSeq and is a predicted model, not a curated record. Gene Ontology annotation, cellular component: core mediator complex; mediator complex. Gene Ontology annotation, molecular function: transcription coregulator activity. Lineage: Eukaryota; Viridiplantae; Streptophyta; Magnoliopsida; Solanales; Solanaceae.
UUUGCCCGUUAUAUUUAUAGAGUAAUUUCUCAAACUCGUGACCAUUCAGGAAAUUUUCUCAAUUUCAUACGUAACGUUGGCAGAAAAAAAAGCCUACACUAUAUUCAACUCAGGCGGCUCACAAUUCUUCCCCUUUAGUCCUUUCCCCUUUUCUCUUCCUCUUCUCUACUUUUUUAUUUACUAUUAUUUCUGCUUUAAAAUAGACUGAGUGAAUGAAUUGUUGCUUUUUUUUUUUCGCUAUUUGAAUAAAUCACGGGAUAAAAAUUUGAUUUUGAUGGACUCUUACGCUCUUUUAUGCUUGUUUAUUUUUCUGAAUUUUGUUGUUGGUUACCUGUUGCUGCUUGUGUUUGUGGAUCUUUAUGUAUAUAAAGUUCUUGAGAUUAUUUGCCAUUUGGCUGACCCAAUUUAUUGGAUUAAUGGAUUGUUUGGUACGAGGUAUUAGGGAUAACUAAUUCUAAAAUUAAUUUUCAAAUGAGUUUAUUCCAUGUUUGGUUGGGACAAAAUUGCAUAAUAACUUAUCUCAAGAAUUUAGUGUAUAUUUAUCCCACAUUGAGGGUGGAAUAUAAAUUCUGGUAUAACUUGUUUCCUAACCAUACGAGCCCUAAUUGAUACGCUCUCUAUGAUAUUGGAAAGUUAGUCUUCUACUGUAGUUUGUGGGUGCAAGAGUUUGGUUUCACCUUCCCCGAGUCUAGGCUUGUGAUUGGUAGAAAAAUUGCUAUUUCUCUCUUCAAGAAAUGCACUUCAUAUGAAGAAUGUCAACUCGUAUGAUUUUUGUUAAGUUUUAGCUUUUCCUUUUUAUUCUUCAGUUCAAUUUAAUUUCUUUUUGGUUCACAGGUGUGUUCUUUGCACGUAGAAUAAACUGAAGUGGGGAUGGAGUGUGUGGUUCAGGGAAUUAUUGAAACUCAACAUGUUGAGGCCCUGGAAAUUCUGCUUCAAGGGCUUUGUGGUGUACAUAAACAAAGCUUAAGGAUCCAUGAAUUGUGCCUUAAAAGUGUUCCAAACCUAGGCUUAGUAGCAUCAGGAAUACGGCUCUUAUGUGAUCUUGAGCAGCCACAACCCACAUGGACAGUAAGACAUGUUGGUGGUCCGAUGAGAGGUGCUGGUGCUGAACGAAUCUCAGUCUUGAUGAGACCAAUGGUAGAAAGCAAAGUAAGCAAGAACGCAUUACGCUUAUUACUUGGCUACAAGCUAGACCAUGAACAGCUGAGAGUCGGUUUUGCAUUUCAUUUCCGAAGAGGUACCCAGAUAACUGUAACCGUUUCAUCCAUUAACAAGAUAUUGAAACUUCAUGCUACCGAUGAGGCUGUUCCUGUGACUCCGGGCAUACAGCUAGUUGAAGUGACAGCACCAGCUUCAUCUGAAAAUUAUGCUGAAGUUGUUGCAUCUGUAUCGUCAUUCUGUGAAUAUAUUGCCCUGGCCUGGCAGGAUGGGGUUAUGGCGGUGCCACAGUGAGGCUGGAAUGAGGCAUGUUGAAGGUAAUUAUUAUUUGUGCGGCGGAGGAUAUACAAAUGGAAACAGUUUUCUUUCACCUUACAGAGGGUAUAAAUAUUGGUUAAGGGAUUGGUAAGGUGACAACCCACCACCUCAAUGUCGAGAAGAGCUUUUCAAUAUGAAGCAUGCUAGGGCUCGUAAUGUUAUUGAAAGGACAUUUGGUCUCUUGAAAGGACGUUGGGGACUUCUUAGAAGUGCUUCGUGGUAUUCAAUUGGGAGAAAAUAUUUGGCAAAGAUAGGGCAAUGGGAGAGCAUGCAAAAGGGCCACUAGAUUCUGUUGAGGAUAUGUUAACGAGUCAAACAUCAAGACUUUUCUAUUGAUAUGACUUUGGGAUUUCCUGUUACUGUUGAUGAAGAUGAAGAUGAAAACGAAGAUAGUCAUGGAUCUGAUAUAGCUACCGAAGAAUCUGAAAAUGCUUAUACAAGACCUAGUUUUAUAGGGGCAUCUGGAAAUGAGUAUGCUAGAGGAGCUCCUCAUGAACGUACUGACACAUUUGAAAAGCAAGACGAAUAUGCUAAAAAAUCCUCUUCUAGUUUUAAUGAAAAAGAGAAAAGCAAGAAAAGAAAAAGGGUUGUGGAGGAUGUUCAUGAGACAUUUCUCAAGAGUAUGACGAAAGUUAUAAAAGUCUUUAUUGAAAGUCAAGACAAAAGAAUUGGUGCCUUAAUUGAAAAGAUUGGUAUUCGUGACCACUUUGAUAUGCGUGUUCAAGUUUAUUCCAUAAUUGAAUCCUCUGCAUUCGAUUUGUACACCAUAGAGAAACGUAUCAAAGCCACAAUGGUUAUCUGUGGCGAUGUGAAAAAAUGGAAAUCCUCUUACGUAUGGGUGAGCUUGUGCGCCAGACAAUGAUAUUUAUGGUUGUCAAUGAUAAACUUUAAAGUACUAUAAACUUGUGUAUAUAAGUAGUGGCACUAGUGUGUUAGUUUUUGCUCACUAUCAAUUUCAAAGUUUGAUUAGAGUGCCACUUUUUGAUCUUCAGGUCAUGUUCACACUCUUUUGUCUAUAACUGAUAUAGGGCACGAGGAUGUUUUAAUUUUGUAUAACUAAUGUCUAUUAAAUAGAUCAACUCUCAUGUAAACGUUAAUUUGUUGUUGGUUAUCAGUUUAUGUGCAGUUUUUAUUGUUGUUCGCUAUAGCUUUGGUUCUAUUUUGCUGCUAUGUUAGACCAGUUACUGGUUAUUGCUACAAUUGUUUUCUUUGCAGCUUCUGCAUCACAUAGGAUCGGUUGUUAUUGCUAUGGGCCCAGAGAAACUUCUGGGAGAGUGGACUCUGGAUAACCUCAGCUUGCUGUUUUAGACUUGCCAGUUACAAAAUCAGUAAUUCGAGAACUGCAGGCUUAUGCCUGUGGGUGUUUCGAACUGUUACCUGCCUUUUGUCGCUGUCUAUUUGACGUUCACAAGAAGGCCCAAGCUUUGACUACACUUUUAAUUUCUUUUGUAAAGGAGGACUCCUUUAUGCUUGAGAACAUUUUUGCAGCUUUGCAGGUUUCAGUCCAGAGUCUUGAAGUUAUUAUAUUGUUUUGUUUUAGGUUUUCUUGAAUGGCCAUGCCUUGUUUGGAUUUAAAGGAAUAUUCUGAAUCACACUUUCACAUGGUAGCAGCAUGAAGUUUUUUCUUUUCGUUUCCUAUUAAGGAGCCUAAAAUUAACUCGUAUGUGAAUUUUAGAGAUGAAGUUCUUCCUCGCAUAAAAAGGCUUGGAUACAAUGCGGUGCAAAUUAUGGCUGUUCAAAAGCAUUCUUAUUAUGCUAGUUUUGGCCAUGCAUCAAAUGAUACUUUAGAUGGUCUGAACAUUUUUGAUGGCACAGAUAGUUGUUAUUUUCAUUCUGGAGCUCGUGGUUAUCAUUGGAUGUGGGAUUCCCGCCUUUUUAACUAUGGACUCUGGGAGGUAUUCAAGUAUCUUCUCUCAAAUGCAAGAUGUAGUUGGAUGAGUUCAAAGUUGAUGGAUUUAGAUUUGAUGGUGUGACAUCAAUGAUGUAUACUCACCACGGAUUAUCGAUAAAGUUGAUUCGUCAUAAUUUUAUACUAAAUUUUGUGAUCAUAAGUGACAGCUUUUAGAAAACAUGGCUCCUAGUAACUACCAAAUAAAUGGAAAAAAGAACUAGUUUACCCGCAAGGGUGGCCUAGUCGGCGGUUAAGCAGAGAUCCCAAAUGGGCGUGUCUCAGGUUUGGAACCCCCUGCAUUCUUUAUUAGUCGAUCUCAUCUCAUGUGGAUUGCCUAGUGUGGUUUACCUCUCUUGUAUGGUUUAUGAGCUAUUACAAUGGAGCGGGUUUACCCAAUGCGCAUCCGAAGGGUAGAGGCUGGGGGCUCUCAUGUCAUAAAAAAUAGCUAUUUUACCAAGGCGGAGUCCAGUAUUCUGCUAAACUACUUACCUGAUACAUUUUAAUUUCUAUAAAUGGGAUUCACUGGGAACUAUGAUGAAUACUUAGACUCGCAACUGAUGUGGAUGUUGGGGUGUAUUUGAUGCUGGUCAAUGAUCUUAUUAGUGGGCUUUUCCCAGAUGCAAUUACCAUUUGUGAAGAUGUUAGUGGAAUGUCGACGUUUUGUAUUCCUAUUCAAGAUGGCGGUUGGCUUUGACGAUCGGCUGCACAUAGCAAUUGCUGAUAAAUGGAUUGAGUUGCUUAAAUUUGUGAGCUCAACGUUGAAGGAACCAAGCUUAGAGUUUGAAUUAUUACAUCUGAUGCUUGUCAAGAACAUACCCCAAUUUCCUGCCGCCACCAAGUUGGCCGAUUUCCAUCUCCACAACCAUGGUGGACGUUGAAGCCGAUGUUACUAGCGGAUAACCAAAGAAGAGAACAUUUAAGAAGUUUAGCUAUAGAGGCGUUGAUCUCGAUGCUCUUCUCGAUAUGUCCACUCAUGAGCUUGUUAAGCUUGUUAAGCUCUUCAAUGCUCAUCCUCGUAGAAGGUUUUAGAGAGGUUUGAAAAGGAAGUCGAUGGCGUUGAUCAACAAGCUGCGAAAGGCGAAACGCGAGGCUCCACCGAGUGAAAAGCCAGAGCCUGUCAAGACUCACCUGAGGAACAUGAUCAUCGUUCCUAAAAUGAUUGGAAGUAUUAUUGGAAUUUACAAUGGGAAAACUUUCAAUUAGAUUGAAGUCAAGCUUGAGUUGAUCGACCACUAUUUGGCCGAGUUCUCUAUCUUAUAUAAGCCUGUCAAGAACGGUAGACCCUGUAUUGGUCCUACUCACUUAUCUAGGUUCAUACUGCUCAAGUGAUUUGUCUAUUGAUGUCUGCUCUUUCUUUGUUUCUAGCCUUGUCUGUCUUUUUUCUUUAAAACAAUUUUGAUGCGAGUUAGGGUUAUUUAAAACGGUUGUGGUAGAACUCUUGUGCUUCGCUGGAACAAGUUUUUGAUUUGUUCAUGAUAUGAUGUGUUGUUUGAUUUGAGGAA